Eurytemora carolleeae is the source of this 1392-nucleotide messenger RNA. RefSeq names its product T-cell activation inhibitor, mitochondrial. Lineage: Eukaryota; Metazoa; Arthropoda; Copepoda; Calanoida; Temoridae. The transcript is spliced from 16 exons. Bases 1 to 1374 code for a protein of 457 amino acids. Gene Ontology annotation, cellular component: mitochondrion. The record is from RefSeq and is a predicted model, not a curated record.
AUGUUGACUGGAGUGGGAGUGUGCGUGUGGGUUCGAUCUUUGUCUUCCCAUGAAGUUUCAAAUGCACUCAGGCCGUUCUACUUUCUUGUUCAUCCCGACCUCUUCGGUAAACAUCCAGAAGCACAAGAACAGAACGAGAAAAGUCUCAAGACCUUGAAGAACUAUGUUGACUUUCUGACAGAGAGAAAAAUACCCAAUCCCAAAGAUGUGACGUUUUUCAUUAAACCAAGGACACAAGAAGAAAAGGACAAGCUUGUAUUGAGGUCUGUUAGUAUUCGACUAAACGAGAAAAAUAUUCGGCGAACAGUUCUCACCAUUCUCAAACAGGCUGGUUUACCUACGGGGUAUGUUGAUAAAAUAUCCCAGAAGACUCAGGAAAAGGCUUCCGCAAAAAAGAUUGUUGACGAUGUCUCUGGAUUCGAAGAAAGGUUUGAUGAGGAGAUCAAUGACAAGAAGAACGGGUUCGGGUUCUCAGCAACAGACAUCAGACAACCCUUCGUCUCAUGGCUGAAUUAUAAUAUUGACAAGGAAAAAGGAACAGGAGUGAAUAUACAAAAUAUAAUGUGUCACUGUAAAUAUAAACUUGUAAACAUAGAAACAGAGAGAUUACAAGGUGAAAUCUGCUAUAGUUUCCAAAUGAAGGAUAUUAUUUGGGAUUGUGGAUGGGACACUUUAAACAGACGAGGAUCUAUUGAAGCAUUCAACUGUCUGGCAACACAACAUUCUCAUAUUCAAGAAUCUUUGGUUGGAAGAAAACUAGUCUUCGGUAAGAGGAGUGGAGUCUCAGUCGUAGGAGAUAUAAUUUUGUAUAGUGGAGAGGUAAGAAGUAACUGGUUGAAUAUUAUUAACAAUGUUGAAAAGUCUCAGAAGGUGCUUUCCUUUCUUCCCCUCUACCAACGUGCUGUUUCUCAGUCUUUGCUUGAUAUACAGUUGGUCCAUGAUGGUACAACUUUAGUUGAAGAGUACAGAACAAGAUUAAGGAAACUUGUGACAACAUUAGCUGAUUACAAACUUAGAAACAAUUUUCCAAGAUCCUGGCCUCAUGACUUGUCAGAGUUUAGUUUGAGUGUUGAGUCUGAUGCAUGUUCCUUGAUGUUAACUCCUGGAGGAGUUUUUAAGAUUCCUGCCUCAACCCCAGGCUUUCUCAUAGUAGAGUUUAUUUCAGUUCUGCACCCGUCUUUAAUCCCAGUCGUGAGUUCUGACCCUGUAGACUCAGUUUCAGGUUCAAAUCUCUCCACUGCACUCCAGGUGUAUCGUGUAGAUGAGAAGAAAUUGAUAAUUUUCCAGCUCAGAUCUGGUAUUCUCCCUGGCCAGGUAGCCAAUUAUCUUGAAGUAGGAAAAAAUACACAAAUUAUUAAAUUAAAGGGACAGUAAAGGAAAAAUGAAAGGGGG